AUGCGCCUUCACGCGUCGGCCGCUUGUGAAGAAGAGGUCUACGCCGAAGACUGGAAGGGACAUAUGGCGGCCACCACCUUGGCUGGCAAGCCAUGCGGUGCACUGCCUGUCCUCUUUUAUGAACCGCAACGCGUCGAAAGCCUGAUCGACGUCGACCCGACCGUGCACCCGAUGCUUGAUGAAAGUCUUCUGGGUCUCUCGACCGCGCAGACGUUCUCCCCCAUCCGUCGUCCAUUUACAACCAUCCGCACCUCACUCUCCAACCUCGACACGAAGAAUAGACUCGACGAAAACCACCACGACGUGAACCCGAAGAUGAGCCUCGACGAAAGCCUUCUCGACCUCUCCACAGCUCGUACCUUCACCCCCAUCCGUCCAUCUGCCACCAACCGCGCAGCGCUCUUCGACAUCGACACGAAGAUCAAGAAU
Molecule: messenger RNA, 429 nt
Organism: Mesorhabditis spiculigera
Lineage: Eukaryota; Metazoa; Nematoda; Chromadorea; Rhabditida; Rhabditidae
Source: the annotation of a GenBank genome assembly